AUUAUACCAACCAUUAUGCUAAUGCUGUCUCAUAUCUAAUGUGUGUUAAUAGUUUAUUAGCUCUCCAAGAACAAUCCAAUCUUCAGUAGUACAAAUAUAUGAGAGAGCACAAAGCUUCAAGCCUCCUUCAGACUACAAGCCAUUAAACAGAGACGACCAACGACUUAACCACACUUCUUCUUUGUGCUGUCCAACCUCCAUUGUUGGGUGUGAAAGCUUUGGCUCAUCUGCCAUGUGUGGAGGAUCCAUUCUCGGCGACCUUCACUUGCCGGUGCGGCGGACAGUGAACGCCGGUGACCUGUGGGGAGACGCCGGCAAGGGUAGAGAUGGUGGCGACGGCUUGAAGAAGAGGAAGGGGAGUUCUUGGGAUUUCGAUGUUGAUUGCGAUGAUGAUGAUGAUGAUGACUUUGAGGCUGAUUUUGAGGAGUUUGAGGAUGACUAUGGCGAUGAUGAUGAUGUGGGUUUCGGGGACGACGACCAAGAAUCCGACAUGAACGGUCUCAAGCUCGCCGGAUUCAGCACCACGAAGCUCGGCCUCGGCGGCAGCAGGAAGAGGAAGACGCGAUACCGAGGGAUCCGGCAGCGGCCAUGGGGGAAAUGGGCGGCGGAGAUCAGGGACCCCCGCAAGGGCGUCCGCGUCUGGCUCGGCACGUUCGGCACCGCCGAGGAGGCCGCCAUGGCGUACGACGUCGAGGCACGCCGCAUCCGCGGCAAGAAAGCCAAGGUCAACUUCCCCGACGCCGCCGCCGCCGCCCCGAAGCGGCCACGGCGUUCUUCGGCGAAGCAUUCGCCGCAGCAGCAGAAGGCCAGGUCGUCGUCGUCGUCGCCGGCGAGCCUGAACGCCAGCGACGCCGUGUCCAAGUCCAACAACAACCGCGUCAGCUCGGCUGGGAGCAGCACCGACGCCACCGCCGCCGCCAUCGCCAUCGACGACGGCGUCAAGCUCGAGCUGCUCUCGGAGACGGAUCCUUCUCCGCCCAUGGCCGCCGCCGCCGCCGCGUGGCUCGACGCGUUCGAGCUGAACGAUCUUGACGGAUCAAGAUGCAAGGACAACGCAUUCGAUCACCAGAUUCACAAGGUAGAAGCGGCUGUCGCUGAUGAAUUCGCGUUCUACGACGAUCCGAGCUACAUGCAGCUGGGUUACCAGCUCGAUCAGGGCAACUCGUACGAGAACAUCGACGCGCUCUUCGGCGGCGAGGCCGUCAACAUUGGUGGACUCUGGAGCUUCGACGACAUGCCAAUGGAGUUCAGAGCUUAUUGAGCAUUUGAUUCUAUUUAGGAGGGAGUGAAUUAUUUGGGAGGAAGAAUCGAUGUUGUAACUUGUAAAAUCUCUGAUGAUGAUCUCUGCAUCAUAUGAUCAAUUUGAGUGCAGUUUUGUUUUUGUAAAUACGAAUUCUUUAUUAUGAUGUUAGGUUCUUAAUUUGCCCUUCUUCAUCAGGGAUUUGUUCAGGCUUUUGUUGUGAUGACUGAUUGGACGAGGGAAAGAUUGCGUUUUUUGUUGUCA
Molecule: messenger RNA, 1504 nt
Organism: Oryza sativa Japonica Group (Japanese rice)
Lineage: Eukaryota; Viridiplantae; Streptophyta; Magnoliopsida; Poales; Poaceae
Product: ethylene-responsive transcription factor 1-like
Biological process (GO): ethylene-activated signaling pathway; regulation of DNA-templated transcription
Molecular function (GO): DNA binding; DNA-binding transcription factor activity
Source: RefSeq, a predicted model, not a curated record